Molecule: messenger RNA, 2457 nt
Organism: Symbiodinium necroappetens
Lineage: Eukaryota; Dinophyceae; Suessiales; Symbiodiniaceae
Source: the annotation of a GenBank genome assembly
AUGUUUGCAAGCUCCUGGCAGAUGAUCCUGGACAUGGACGGAGUUCUGUACAAAAACGCAGAAGUAGAAAAUGAGAUCGUCAAGAGGCUCGGCAAGGCCACCGAGAAGCUCGGGCUUGGGCCAGAUGCGCACCAAGAGCUCUUCAGAUCACAUGGAUCAACCCUCCGAGGACUGCUUUCUGAAGGUCAUCUUUCAGGAGAGGCCAUCGCAGCUUUCUAUUCUAGUGUCUAUGACGGCGUGGACCUGGAGGCGAUACAGCCGGAUCCGCUUCUGGCCCUGCAGCUGAAGAGCUUGAGGGCGCACGGUGUUUCUUUGUGGUUGGCAACGAACUCGCCGCGCAGAUUUGUGGAUCGUGUCCUCGAGGCCCUGGGGCUCGAGAGCGAUCUUCUGCACAUCAUCUGCCCCUCCCCGGAGAACGACUGGAUCAACAAGCCUGAUGCCAGGUUCUUUGAGAUGCUGCCCCGGGCGAGAGCCAAAUUCUUUGACGACUCCCUGGGCCAUGUCCGAGCUGCAGUAGCUUCUGGACUGCUCUCUGCACAUGUGCGGCGUUCGGACGAUAUCAUGAUGCUGGUGGCAGAUGCUCUGAUGGUAGUGCCGGCCAGCUGGCGCUUGUCCAAAAGCCACUAUUUACAGGCCAAGGAGGUCGCCGACCUUCGAGCCCUCUCUGCCUCGGUGCGUGCUCAGCUGGCGAUGGAGCUCGCCGGCUACGCUGGGCAGCAGAUCUCCAUCCUUGACCUGGGUGCAGGUACUCUGUCAAUGCUGUCGGUGAUUUUGCAGGCUUUGCCGAAAGGUUGCCAGGUGAAGUACACAGCCCUGGACCGCGAUGAAGAACUCUUGAAGCAGGCUGCUGCAGAGCGUUUGGAGUCGCAAUUUGCGGCGACUCCACAUGGCGUUCUGCCCAACACUUGGCAGCUGCCGAACUGCCAGGUGACGGUGACUUUGCAGGCAGGAGACGCCGUGAAUUCGUUGGAGACCAUGCCGCAGCAGACGCUGAUUGUGGGGUGCUCCAUCCUCGACCUGGUCGACGUGCAGGCUUUAUCAGGUGCUCUUCGACAACACCAGGCAGGAGCCCUGCUCUACUUUCCCAUCCAUUACGCCGGCGUGACCCUUCUCGAAUCCCCCCGCCACGGAGACAUGGAGCUGCUAACAGCAGACUACAACCGAUCGCUGGAGUGCAGGGGCCAGGUCACGAACGUAACCAAUUUCUACGAUUCCCUUGGCGAGACGAUCGCAAAAGGCCCCUCAUCCUGGCUUCUCGACUCCAAGGCUUGCCCUGCCCUUUUCAAGCAGCUCGUUUCCUUCAUGGCUGUGAAUGCCCUAGGCUUUCACGGCCAUGCAGCAGUGGGCGAGGCUGUGGCCGCACUUCAGCGCUCCGCCAGCCCUGGUGACCUGGCCGAGGACGUCGUUCUCAAGGUGGAGAAUGUGGAUUACCUUGGGAGAGUUCCCGGCAGCUUGCGAGCAGCGCCGCGGCGCCGCCUGGCGGUGGAGUUCGCUGCGCCGGGCGAGGCGUGCCUGGUCGAAGAGACCUUCGGCCAACCCGGGGAGGGCGAGGUCCUCGUGCAGGCAAGCUAUUCUGCGAUAUCAGCAGGCACAGAGAGGCGCAUGCUGAUGCAAGGUCCGGGCACAGAACCUUUGGAUGUGACCCACGAGUUGGGUGAGACGGCUUGGCCUUUCAGGUAUGGGUACUGCAUGGUUGGGUCUGUUGUCCAGUCGAACGCUGCCGACCUAUUGCCUGGGACCAGAGCAUUUUGCUUUCAUCCUCAUUCGAGCCACGCCAUCGUGCCAUCAUCCGCAGCACAGAAAAUCCCGACCGAUGUGAGUGACGAGGAUGCGGUAUUCUUCGCGAACAUGGAAACGGCCUGUGCUUUGAGUCAGGACGGCGCGCCUGUGAUCGGUGAGUCUGUGGCUGUUUUUGGCGCCGGAACUGUGGGAGCACUCACUGCUGCGGUGUUGGCGCACCAUGGAUACCCUGUCACGGUCUUUGACCCUCGGGUCGACCGCUUGGCUGCAUUGCAGCGGAGAUUCCCCCAGAUCUCUUGCGGCACUGGUGCGGACUUUGACGUCUGCAUCGAAGCCAGCGGCUCACAGGAUGCUCUGGCUUCUGCACUCCAGCGCUGCCGUCGCGGCGGGACCGUGGUUAUCGGAUCAUUGUAUGGAGAGUCGCCGGUGGGUUUGCCGUUGGGUCUUCGCUUCCACCGCUCGGAGGUUUCCCUGAAAGCCUCUCAGGUGAGCCGAAUACCGGCAGAUCUCUCCACAAGAUGGACGAAGGCGCGGCGCUCCGACCUGACCUGGUCUUUGAUUCGGGAGCUCAGACCCAAGGACUGGAUAAGCUCGCGAUUUGUGCCGAUAACUGCUGCCACCGACGUAUACCGGGAGCUGAUCAAACCUGGUGAGGACACUCGCAGUGACGGCCCACCUUUGCAGUGGAUCUUCACAUACGACACGGGUUCUGAGUGA